AUGCAGCCCAAGGCAUUCGCUACUCUUUUCCUUCUUCUCGCUCCGGCUCUGGCCAUGCCCCAAGCUACAUCCCUUGCGUACUCUGAGUCUUCCAGCUCCUCCGACUCUUCGGACAAUUCAGACACUUUGGACAGCAUCUCUGUCCCCUCAAUCCCCAGCGAUUACAUAAGUGUCCUAGAAACCGCUGUCCCACCUUCUUGGGAAUAUGAUAUGACGAACCCUGCCUCCGCAGCUGCGGUCAUAAGCGCCGCUGCAGCUGGUACCUACCCAGCUUGGUACAAUGACCUGCCCCAUCGGGUUGCUUAA
Molecule: messenger RNA, 306 nt
Organism: Penicillium canariense
Lineage: Eukaryota; Fungi; Ascomycota; Eurotiomycetes; Eurotiales; Aspergillaceae
Exons: 1
Coding region: 1-306 (101 amino acids)
Source: RefSeq, a predicted model, not a curated record